This is a messenger RNA of Geodia barretti, 567 nucleotides long. The record is from the annotation of a GenBank genome assembly. NCBI's taxonomy places the organism in Eukaryota, Metazoa, Porifera, Demospongiae, Tetractinellida, Geodiidae.
AUGGAAUGCGGGCCUUACGGGAACAAUAUGUACCUUGUGGUGUGCCCGGAGACUAACGAGAGCAUACUCAUAGAUACGCCGGCGGAGCCGGACAAGAUGAUCGAGCUUGCGAAGACGACGGAUGUGAAGGCGAUAAUCAUCACGCACAAUCACAUGGACCACCUGCUUGGGUUCGAGGAUGUGACGGCGGCGAUAGACGCACCUGUGGGGAUUGGAGCGGACGAUGCGGACGCGUUGUCGCGCCCAGCGGACAUUCUACUGAAUGAUGGCGAUGUGAUUUCGGCGGGGAAUGUCAAUCUUACGGCGGUGUUCACGCCGGGGCAUACGCCCGGCUCGACCUGCUAUCACACGAGCGGCCACCUGUUUUCCGGCGACACGCUGUUUCCCGGAGGACCGGGCAAAUCGGGUUCGCCGGAGAAGCUCAAGCAGCUUAUCGGAAGCAUCACUAGCAAGCUGUUCCCGCUAGGGGACGAUGUGAAUGUGUAUCCCGGUCACGGCGAUGACGGGCACUUGCAGUCUUCCAAGGAAGAAUACGCUGACUUUCGCAUCGCGCGAGCAUCCGGAUGA